Paramuricea clavata is the source of this 4385-nucleotide messenger RNA. Lineage: Eukaryota; Metazoa; Cnidaria; Anthozoa; Malacalcyonacea; Plexauridae. The record is from the annotation of a GenBank genome assembly.
UGUUUAAUUAAAACAAAGCAUUGCGAUGGCUGGUGACUGGUGUUGACGCAAUGUGAUUUCUGCCCAGUGCUCUGAAUGUCAAAGUGAAGUAAUUCAUCCAAGCGCGGGUAAACGGCGGGAGUAACUAUGACUCUAACAUCAUGCAAACCUAAGAGGAACGUGGCUAAUGUGCAAUAGGCUCUAAAGGCUUAAACACAGGAUUGUUUUGAAGCCGAGCCAGUCCGGUGCAAGAAAGAUCUGCAGAAAGCAAGAAAGAUCUGCUCGGGCUAAGAACAUCAACAGAGUCUAGUGCAUAUCGAGUUCUAUUUCCUAUUUCCACCAACCAACCUGACCUCCUCGCGGUGCCUAAGGUUAUUAGCCUAAACGUGUACGCCCGAUUAUUAUUAAAGGUAGCUCUUUUUGGAGCUACACGUUUUAGGUGAAGCUAACAGGUUGGUGCUUCAGCAUCUUGCAGCCAGUUUAUAAAUCAAAUUCCAUAAAAAAAAGCUUCAUCUCAGUGAAGUUUCUGGCUGCCUCUCUAAGUCUACAGUUGGAAAUCCUUUUAAAUAAUGUCUGUUCGUUGUGAAGAGUGUGGCGGUAGUUUUAAAUCUGGAGGUGCCUUGGCGAGCCACAUUAAGUGGAAACACCCAAAUGUUGGUCAGCCGAGGCAGGAGGUGGUUAGUGAGGUGAAAGUGUGUCCCGAUUGCGGAGUUGGCUUUAAAGGCGAUAGGGGUCUAAAUGGUCACCGUCGCUCGGCUCACCCAGAUGUGUACCAUGCUGCUAGGCAACCGGCAGCUAGGGUGAAAGCCAGGUGGUCCCAUGAAGAGUUGGUCCUUAUUGCCCGUGCUGAACUGGAACUCCGUAGAACUAAACCCCGUCAGGGGAUUGUUCGUGCUCUCCACUCUCGGUUUCCUGAUCGAUCUUUUGAGGCUAUCAAGUGCGUGCGAACUAAGAACCCGCGCUACAAGGAACUCCUUGUUGCACUUGAGGCUGAGGAGGCCGUGAGGGAGUUUGCUGAGAUGGAAGCAGCGGACUCUUCCAGAUUUCAGCCGGGUGUACCCUCUCCUUCCUCUGAUGGGGAUGUGGGAUGGGGCGAUCAACUCCGAAUGUCAAUUAACAUCGAACACUUAGGUGUGGAUAGCCUGGACUGGGUGGUAGAGGGUUGCCCUGACCAGCGUGUCCGGAAUAAGCUUGAUGAGGUGUUUGCGUUGUGGGUUGGUCAUCUUGCGCGAGGGGAGAGGGCGCCUGUAAGGGACCCCCAAACCUCCGCAAGUAGUACUAACCCUGAUCGUUCUAGUUCGCUAGAUUCACGACGACGUAGACGGGCGCAGUACAGUGCUAUUCAGCAACUGUACAGUCGCAAACCAUCCGCGUGUGCGCAUAAGGUGUUGGACGGGUCGUGGGUGAAUCCAAAUCCUGGACCAUCACCUACUCUUCAGCAAUUCUGUGAUACCUGGCAGCCGAUCUUUGAGACUCCAUCUAUCAAAGAUAGCAGACGGCCGACCUGCAUUGGUCAAGUACGGUGGGACAUUUUGCGUCCGGUUACUCCGGAAGAACUUAAACCGGUGUUAACUGAGGGUGCGUCAUCAGCACCUGGCCCGGAUGGGGUGAAGUUGAAGCAAGUCAUUGGAUUGGGGAUGGAAGAGCUCUGUAGCCACUACAAUCUAUGGCUACUAUGUGGAAGUCAGCCUAGUGCUUUGUGCACAGGCCGUACAAUCUUUCUUCCAAAGGGCUCUGAGUCUAGUGACGCGCUUAAGUACCGUCCAAUAACCAUAGCCUCUCACAUAUUGCGAGUCUUUCACAAAAUCAUGGCUCGUAGAUGUGAUGCGAUCCUGCCCCUGAAACAUACGCAGAAGGGGUUCAGGCGUGGUGACGGGAUUGCUCAGCACGUGUUUACGCUGCAGUCCAUCAUUGAUGGGGCCAAAUCUGAGCUCAGGCCCCUCAAUUUGGUGUUUCUCGAUGUGCGUAAGGCUUUUGAUUCGGUCAGCCAUGACACCAUUGUUCAGGCAAUGCGUCGUCUUGGUUGUCCUGAUCCGUUCCUUGCGUACAUUGGAGAAUUGUACUCGCGGUCAAGCACUGUGUUGGAGCACAAUGGGGAAAAGAGUGCAACGAUCUUCACCCGCAGAGGGGUCAAGCAAGGUGACCCACUUUCGCCGUUCUUGUUCAAUGCUGUUAUAGACUGGGCAUUUUCGUCACUUGACGACCAUUUGGGGUAUUCGUUUGGCAAUAUUCGGGUGAAUAACCUUGGAUAUGCUGACGACGUUGCUUUGUUAAGCGAGACCAAAGCUGGACUCCGGGUACAGCUAGGGAAGUUCGAGUCACACUUGCUAAAAGGUGGCUUGGAAAUCAGUGCAGGCACUGAUGGUAAAUCGGCUUCCAUGAGUAUAGCGGUCGACGGCAAGGCAAAGCGAUGGGUGAUUGAUCAUACCCCAUUCCUGGCGACUAACAGCGGACUUAUUCCAUCUAUGUCCGCUACUGGGGAGUACAGGUACCUGGGGAUAAUGUUGGGCGCAGGCGGGGCGAAAGUGCGUGGGUCCUUGCGGAAAGAUCUAGUGCAAGGCCUUGGGAAUAUCUCCCGCGCACCUCUUAAGCCUCACCAACGGUUGGUAAUCUUGAGGAAUUUCUUGAUGCCGAAGUACCUGCACGAACUGGUGUUAGCGCCUGUUGGCGACGGAUGGUUGCGUUGGCUCGAUACCACCAUUAGGGCCAACGUUCGUCAGUGGUUAAAGUUGCCAAAAGACACUCCGAUUGCUUUCUUCCACGCAAGGGUUGCGGAUGGCGGCCUAGGGGUAACCUCGCUCCGGUAUUCAAUACCGGUAUUGAGGAGAAACCGCCUCGAAGCCGUCUGCUCGGCAGUUGACCCCCUAUCUCGAGCCCUAGUCGAUUCAUCUUUCUUUCAGGAAGCUCUGAAUCGACUACCCAGUAAGAUCUUGGAUGGGCGUUUGGUGACGGACAAGCAGUCUUUAGCCCAGGCUUGGGCUGCAAGUCUGUACACCAAGGUGGAUGGUAGAGGUCUCUCUGAGGCGCGAUCUUGUGCGGCUGCGAGCGGUUGGGUGUAUAAUCCGCCCCGUAAUCAAUCAGGGGCGAACUAUAUCGGUGCCAUCAAAGCUAGAGGUGGACUGCUCCUCUCUAAAGUGCGUUCUGCACGUGGCGACCCAGGACGAGAUGUAUCGUGUGAUUCAUGCAUGCGCCCGGAGACAGCUCAGCACAUAGUUCAGGUGUGUCCGAGAACCAGUGGUCCAAGGAUUAGACGCCAUGAUCGAGUGGUUAAGUUCGUUUCGGCUGCUGCUGAGCGGGCUGGCUAUAAGGUCAUGGUUGAGCCGAGGAUCGUUGGUCGUACUCUGGGUGUUCGGAAGCCGGACUUAGUUCUUUGGAACGACAGGAAGGCCUACGUAGCGGAUGUCACUGUCACCUCGGAUCAGGUCGGGGGAGUUAAAGCACAUCGUGAUAAAGUCGCCUACUAUGACCAACCAGAGAUUCGGGAAUGGGUCAGUAAUCUUACAGGCGUGGCUGACAUUUCCUUUUCCGCGGUUGCUGCCAAUUGGCGGGGUGUGCUGUCAUCUCUCAGUGCUGACUUUCUUAAGUCAGUUCUGAAACUCUCAAAUUGGGACUUGUCGGUGUUGGGCCUCAGGAUUUGCGAGGACACCUUCCAUGUACAUCGUUCUUUCGGAAGGUGCACCUAUCGAGUUCGCUCUUAAUGACGGAUUUCUUUUUUUUCUUGGAUUUCUUAUUGUGGUAUAUAUAUAACGUCGGCCGGUUUGCGGGCCAAAUGCUGAAGUUUCUUCUUUUUAUCUUUUUUACCUUUUUUAAUAUUAAAGGGAAUCUGUAAAAUUUUGAGACUCUAGUAAAUAAAUAGCCAAAUGCCUCGUCAUCUAAUUAGUGACGCGCAUGAAUGGAUUAACGAGAUUCCCACUGUCCCUAUCUACUAUCUAGCGAAACCACAGCCAAGGGAACGGGCUUGGCAGCAACAGCGGGGAAAGAAGACCCUGUUGAGCUUGACUCUAGUCUGACUCUGUGAAAAAACAUGAGAGGUGUAGAAUAAGUGGGAGGAGCAAUCCGCCGGUGAAAUACCACUACUCUUAUCGUUUUUUUACUUAUUCGGUGAAGCGGAGCUGGACCUCAACGUCCACUUUUUAGCAUUAAGAUCGCUCUUCUGCCGGUCGAUCCGAGCCGAAGACACUGUCAGGUUGGGAGUUUGGCUGGGGCGGCACGACUGUCAAAUGAUAACGCAGGUGUCCUAAGGUGAGCUCAAUGAGAACGGAAAUCUCAUGGAGAACAAAAGGGUACAAGCUCACUUGAUUUUGAUUUUCAGUAUGAAUACAAACUGUGAAAGCAUGGCCUAUCGAUCCCUUAGUCUUUACGAGUUUUAAGCUAGGGGUGUCAGAAAAGUUACCACAGGGAUAACC